UGAUUUCUCUUCUCCAGCGCGUCUCUCUUGUGUUUUCAAACUGACUAUGCCUCUGAACGCUCUUCCCCGCGGAGGCAGGAGCAGCAUGGCCGGGCUGGGUUUGAUGGGAGUCGGGGGUUCUGGCCCGGGAUCGUUGAGUCCAGCCUCCCUGUCCCGCAGUCUGUCCCGGCUGAGGGAGUACCGCACGCGUACGAGGAUCAUGCUGGCUCUGGGGGUGUCUCAGAUGGUCCUGGGGAGUCUGAUCCUGGCUGUGAGCUUCGCAGCGCUGGCUCUCACCACGUCCCCCCGUGUGCGCCACUCGUGUCCCUUCUGGGCUGGAUUUUCAGUGCUGCUGUCUGGUCUGAUUGGAGUCGUGUCCUGGAAAAGGCCGCUGUCUCUCGUGAUCACCUUCUUCAUGCUGCUGUCGGCCGUGUGUGUGAUGCUGAACCUGGCGGGCUCCAUUCUGUCGUGCCAAAACGCCCAACUGGUCAACUCCCUGGAGGACUGUCAGCUGCUGAAGUUUGACAGUGACGGAGUGUGCGUCUGCUGCGAGCUCCAGCAACAGAGCUCCAGCUGUAACAACCUGGGAGAGACGCUCAAACUCAACCCCCUGAGGGACUGCAACACCAUCCGGCUGCGCCUCAAGGAGCUGCUGUUCAGUGUGUGCGCUCUGAAUGUGAUCUCCACCAUCGUGUGCGCUCUGGCCACCGCCAUGUGCUGUAUGCAGAUGGUGUCCACGGACGUGCUGCAGAUGUUCAUGCCACACAGAGCGCGCGCCCUGAACGCCGACUGCAUGACCCCGCACGGGACCAUCCUGCACCAGACUCUGGACUUCGAUGAGUUCAUACCCCCGAUCCCCCCUCCUCCGUACUACCCCCCGGAGUACACCUGCACCCCCUCCAUGGACGCGCAGAGGGGCUUGCAUUUGGAUUUUCCUCAUUCUCCUUUCAGUGCCAUUUAUGGAGUUCCCAUCAACAGUCCCGGGACCCUCUACCCCACAGACCUGCCUCCCCCCUAUGAAUCUGUGGUGGGACAGACUCCAGCCAGUCAGGUCACUACAAGCAUUGAGCAGCCGGGCACAGGGUCCAGUCUGUGUGACCGAAACACCACUGCAGGACUCAGCACUCAGGCCUCAGUGGACAGUGCGUCUCUGAUGGUGUCUGAGGUGGCUGAUCCGGACCAGACCUGCUCCUCUGAAGACCUGUGCUCUCUGGAGGUGCAAGGCUCAGACCUGUCUCCUUACGGGACCCUGCACACGGCCCCCACAGACGGUAGCUGCAACAGCCUGGAGCUGUGCACACGACACUCUCGCUGUCACCGCGGCCUGGUGUGCUCCGAGACGCGCCCCAGUGACACGGGCUACAGCGAGUCGUCGCACACUCAAGAGGAACGCUCUCCAGACUGGUCCUCUGGGAACUACAGUAAUCUGGACCAGGAGGAUUCCGCCGAACACACUCACCCCAGUGAGGAGCUGCGAGCCAUGCACAUCAGCGACGAGCUGGCCUCAGCCAAACAGCUGCCAGAGGAGCCCCCCAAACCCUCUGCCCACUCCCUCAUAAAGGCUCGCAUGAUGAGCCGUAAGCUGACUCUCCCCGUCACUGUGUCCCCUCCGCCGCAGCCCUGCUCCCCCACAUCAGUGGCCUCUUCUGGGGGAACAUCUGCCUUUAGCCCCCUGGCUCCGUCUCUGUCCCCCUCCCCUCCAGUUCGGGCACGAGGCCCGCGGUUAUGUUUCAGUGUCUGGUCUCCUGCUUCGUCACAGCCCCCUUCCACCUCCUCUACCUCAGCUCAGGGCAGCUCCCCUGACCGGCCGCGAGGGCUGAGAGCGACCAGGAAGUACCGCAAACUGGCACGCAUCGUCCGCUCCACCAGCGACCCCCUCGCAUGCUCCACCACCUCCGGAGGAGAAAAUUAUGGCUGUGCUGCAGCAAACAACCCUGCUGAGGAUUCAGUGCGUAUUUCACCAGAACAAGUGGGCAGCAAACCCAGUCAUGGCAGCGCUAAGAAGCAGCAGAAAGAAGCCAAAAAGAUGGACCUUCAAGUGAAAUCGCGGAGCAUGCACUCUCAGCCCUCGCACGAGCGCCCUCACUCUCUGGCCGAUCUGAAGAUGUACAAAGACACCAAAAUCCUGGUGGCCAAGUUUCUGGAGCACUCGAGCUGCAGUCUACCUCCUGAAGUCCAACAGGUCGUCAACAACAUCAAGUGUGUCAUCAAGUCCGAUGAGAAACACAUGGAGGAGGCUAUUUUCAGCGCCAACGUCAUUGACCAGAUGAUGACGCAGAGGAUCACAGGUAGUCCCAGAAAGCAUACCUACGAGGACCUGCACCUUCAGAGCUGUGGGGCCCUGAGCUCCUCCCCCUCCCCCUCUCUGCACCGUCCCACAAACACCCAGCCACACACAACCAGCGCCUCCAGCAACCCCUCAGACUCCCCUUCAUCUGAACAGGGCGUUUUGUGCAGAGAAACUAUUCUUUGACCUCAGUGAGAACACCGAGGGGUCAUUUCAGGGCACUAGUGCGGCCGCUUGGAGCACGGAACACUCCAUGUCCAAGCAGUGACUUACAACUGCUCUUGCGUUGGGAGAUUAAGUGCAAAGUAUUGUGGGAUUGCAGCAGUUUGCCCGAAAUGGACUCCAUGCAUCUUCUAUAGUGCCCAGAGAGACUGUGCCAAGUCAUCAGCAGAAAUGGUAGCAAACUGAAGACUGAGCCUGCCACUGUCUGUAGUGACGUUUUCUCAUCAAAAACAGGAAUGUUUCUCCCUCAGGGGAUGUUUUCUACCGAAUUUCCUCUAUAAAUAUAUAAGUUUUUGCUAUGUUGGAUGUUGGAGUGCCAGGCAAUGAUUAAUGUUGCUCUUUUCCUUUAAAGACAUAAAGGGUUGUUUUGUAUUAAAAUGUGAACUGACCAGUCUGGGCACAUAAGCCGUUGUUUUCAGGCAUUGUGGAGCUGUUUCUGAUGGUGAGGUGGUGUGUAUUUAUAGUGCCACUGGUUCAAGAACAUUGCAG
Periophthalmus magnuspinnatus is the source of this 2977-nucleotide messenger RNA. It is a transcript of the gene entrep2, whose product is annotated as family with sequence similarity 189 member A1. Bases 47 to 2452 code for a protein of 801 amino acids. Gene Ontology annotation, cellular component: membrane. The record is from RefSeq and is a predicted model, not a curated record. NCBI's taxonomy places the organism in Eukaryota, Metazoa, Chordata, Actinopteri, Gobiiformes, Gobiidae. The transcript has 12 exons.